UAACGGAUUUCCAUUUCCUGUCUAUGUGUUGUGAUUGUUACUCUGACACACGGCAUGUUCAGUUGCCAAUGUAGUAUUGCUUGUGUGUUUAUGUGGAAUAGUUUUCUUAAAGUGUGCAUUCUUGCGAUCGAAAGAUGUGUUGUUACGGUUUUUUUUCACAGUCAAGUUAGAUAUUUUGCAAAAAUUUGCGUGGGUCUAUAACAAUUACCCGGAGUGAAAUCAUGUCUUCGCUCGAACCUUUGUGCAAUUUACGCCGGAAUCCGUGUAGCCUGGAACAUGUAGCUGCGGUGGUCUCUGCUGCGGUGUUGUGUCAUCGAGCUGCAAUGAUGAACCCAAUCAAACCUCCUGAAAAAGUACGAGAGAUCAUCGCAUUGCCACCUGCCAUUGAGCAAAAGAUCGAACGAUUUAUGCCAAUUGUAAAGCACCAAACUGAAUCGUGGUGUAAUUUUUAUGAUGGAAAGAUAUUCUUCUAUAAACUGGGUCGUCGAGCUCAGAAAUAUUUUCACGUGUUGGUUUGGUCAGGCGAUGGUGCCAUUAAUUACGAAGAAACCGCUCGAGAAAUGCUGAAGCAAGACGAUUUGAAUGCUGCGGAGAAGUACAGAAUUGCUUGCAAUCAUUGUUUGAAAAACGAGAUCCGAACAUUGUGGUCAAAUUUGAAGACAAAGAUUAACUUGCGAAACGCCGUACGACGUUAUCCAUUGGUGUAUUAUUGGGAGUGCGUUUGCAGAAAGGGUGAGACUACCAGAUUGACUAAAUAUAUCAUCGAGAAAGUGUUCAAUGGUGGAUACAACUACCCAGCUUGUGCUGCUGAUUAUUUCUUUAAUCGACUGAAUUUUGAUAAACAAAUUAAUUUCCUCAAAAAAAGCUACCUGCGAAAAAUGUCCUUCAGAAGUUGGGAAAAUUUUCUGAUGAAAUUGACUAACAAAGAAUUGGAGACGUUGCUGUACGGCGCCGAUGUAUUGAAAUACGUUCUUCUUGAUGGGCUCGACAUUUUGACAUAUUUGAUGAGAUUUUGGAUGCAUGCAGAUUUUGUGGUGCAGGUUUGGAUGCGUAUACGAGAUCGGUAUUGGUCAGGCGCAUUUAUUUGUCUGAUCGAAGAAUUUUUCUCAUGCAGGAAGUUCGACAUUCAUUCUACUGAUCAUAUUUCUCUGGCUGUAGAAAUCUUCAAUCUUGCUCCUUACGAAUUGCAGAAAGCUGUAUCCGAUGAUUACAUACAGUUGAAGUGGUGGGGUCGUAAAUUGAACUUGACGGACGUUCGAUUAGACGUUGCCAUUUUAUCAACCAUUGAUUCGAAUUAUAGACAGCACGAAUUCUGGGCAAUGCAUUGGAUCGAUGUGUUCAAGAAAUAUCCUACGGAUUGUUUCCAGCAAUUUAUGGACGUAUGUUGCGAAGAAGAGGGAACUGAAGAAUUCAAAAUGGAAGUUAUGUAUUCGCAGGAUAAUUGGUCAGCAGAUUAUUGCUACACUUUAUUCACUGGAAUGCGAUUUUCCGAAUUGGAUCGAUUUAUCAGCAUAUUUUCGUCAGAUCAUAUGAAAACCAAACAGAUGAUAUUGCGACAGAACUUCUACGGGUGCGCCAAUUGGUUUGAAACAGAUAAAUUCAUCUUUCCUCCGCCUAAUCAGCUCGUUGAUUUUAUCGAAGGGUCGUUUGAAAAUAUUCGAUCAGCCAAUGAAUUUAAAAUGGGAAUUUUAUCGUCGGUGAAUUUUUUGAAAGGAUGUUAUAAAGUUGCUGGAAAUGAUAUGUUUGGUUGGCUGAAGGAUGCUGUGUGGAUGUGUAGUUGUAACGAUGAUGAUUUCAAACUGUAUAAAAGUAAGUUUUUACAGCGUGGUGUCGAGCUGGCGAAAAAGUCUGAAAUUCCCUAUUUUUUCAAAGAUCGCGGUUGGAAGUCGUUUUUGAAAUGGUGUUCGGACGAGUGUUGAGUAGUCUCGAAUUUUGCGUUUAAAUUGACGCUUCAAAUUAAUGAGUUAUUUUAGGUUUAAUUUAGUUGAUUAUAGUAAGAGUUUUGUUGAUUUGUAUUUUUUGCUUUUUUUCUAUUAAUUGACGCUAAAAUAAUAAUAUUAUGUACGAGUUGCAAUUCUUGUAGGUAUUUUUUAUUUCAUCGUUAAAUUCACAAUUUGUGGUUUAGUUUUUAGUUGAUUUGAGUAUAAGAAUGUGUUUCAAUUUUUCUUUUGUAUUUUUUGUUUUUUUUCCUAUUACUUAAUUAACGCAAAAAUAAAUAGAUACGAUUUUCA
Molecule: messenger RNA, 2231 nt
Organism: Planococcus citri (citrus mealybug)
Lineage: Eukaryota; Metazoa; Arthropoda; Insecta; Hemiptera; Pseudococcidae
Exons: 2
Coding region: 222-1919 (565 amino acids)
Source: RefSeq, a predicted model, not a curated record